Venturia canescens is the source of this 692-nucleotide messenger RNA. Its product is annotated as cytochrome b-c1 complex subunit Rieske, mitochondrial-like. Gene Ontology annotation, cellular component: membrane. Gene Ontology annotation, molecular function: quinol-cytochrome-c reductase activity; 2 iron, 2 sulfur cluster binding. The transcript has 4 exons. Bases 15 to 692 code for a protein of 225 amino acids. Gene Ontology annotation, biological process: mitochondrial electron transport, ubiquinol to cytochrome c. NCBI's taxonomy places the organism in Eukaryota, Metazoa, Arthropoda, Insecta, Hymenoptera, Ichneumonidae. The record is from RefSeq and is a predicted model, not a curated record.
CUCCGAGUAAGCAGAUGGAGAAAUUUUCAGCGUUGGCACAAAUCGAUGGACGGCUCGAACACCUUUUCUCCGCAGAAUUAUCGGCUUUCAAAAGAUCAGCUCAUACCGACAUACCGCCACCGGAUUUCGACGAUUAUCGGAGAGAAUCUGUGAAAAAUCCUAACGUUCCGGCCAAAUGUAGCUCGCAAGAACGCAAAGUUGCCAUGUACGUGACGUCGUUGGCCGCCGGUGUCAUGGGCCUCUACGCCUACAAAUCUUUCGUCGUACAGCUUGCAAUGUUGAUAGCACCGUCACGUGACGUUUUGGCAAUUGCGCAGACAGAAUUCAAGAUAAAAAACAUCCCCGAGGGGAAGGUCGUUGUGGCCAAAUGGCGGGGCAAACCAGUCUUCGUUUAUCACAGAUCGCAAGAGACAAUAGAACAGGAAAGGACCACCAACGUGAUGGAGCUUAGAGAUCCCGAAGCGGACGAGGCGAGAGUUCAGCGACCCGAGUGGCUCGUAGUUAUCGGUAUAUGCACACAUCUCGGCUGUGUACCCAUACCUGGUGCAGGUAUUAUACGCGGAGGAUUUUACUGUCCAUGUCACGGAUCUCACUACGAUGGGGCGGGACGAAUCCGCAAAGGACCUGCCCCAAGAAAUCUCGACAUACCCGAGUACCAUUUCAUCGAUGACGAAACCUUGCUCAUCGGUUGA